AUAAACUUUGUCACAGAGGCAUUCUAAAUACUGUGUGAAGAUGGCAAGUCUGAUGAAUCAGAGUCUGCUGACCUAUGCAGAAGAAGGAAAUGUUCCUGCUCUGAAAGCACUGCUGGAGAAGUGCAGGGAUGUAGAUGAGAGAAAUGAGAAUGGCCAGACUCCACUCAUGUUGGCUGCUGAGCAAGGCAAUUUAGAAAUUGUCCAGGAGCUUCUCAAGAAGGGAGCUAAUUGCAACUUGGAGGAUGCAGAUAACUGGACAGCUCUUAUUUCGGCAGCUAAAGAAGGACAUGAAGCUAUUGUAGCAGAACUUCUCAGCUAUGGUGUCAAUUUGGAGCAUAGGGAUUUGGGAGGAUGGACUGCUCUGAUGUGGGCUUCGUAUAAAGGCCGGACUGAAGUAGCAAAGCUGCUGCUUGAGAAGGGAGCAAAUCCAAACAUCACUGGCAUGCAAUACAGUGUUUAUCCAAUUAUUUGGGCAGCAGGACGGGGCCACUCAGAUAUAGUGCAUCUCUUACUGCAGCAUGGAGCUAAAGUGAACUGCUCUGACAAAUAUGGAACCACCCCAUUGGUUUGGGCAGCCAGGAAAGGCCAUUUGGAUUGUGUGAAAUACUUGCUGCAAAUGGGAGCUGAUGUUGAUCAAGAAGGAGCUGUAAGUAAUUGCUUGUUUUCCAGUGAAAGAUGGAGGCACGUACAUCUGUGCUAUUAACAUAUAUUCAGAUAU
Meleagris gallopavo (turkey) is the source of this 718-nucleotide messenger RNA. NCBI's taxonomy places the organism in Eukaryota, Metazoa, Chordata, Aves, Galliformes, Phasianidae. The record is from RefSeq and is a predicted model, not a curated record.